This is a messenger RNA of Cynara cardunculus var. scolymus (artichoke), 958 nucleotides long. RefSeq names its product superoxide dismutase [Mn], mitochondrial-like. NCBI's taxonomy places the organism in Eukaryota, Viridiplantae, Streptophyta, Magnoliopsida, Asterales, Asteraceae. The record is from RefSeq and is a predicted model, not a curated record. Bases 100 to 786 code for a protein of 228 amino acids. Gene Ontology annotation, cellular component: mitochondrion. The transcript is spliced from 6 exons. Gene Ontology annotation, biological process: superoxide metabolic process. Gene Ontology annotation, molecular function: metal ion binding; superoxide dismutase activity.
CACACAGAGAAGUAGAGAAGCGCACAUCAGUCGGUUCCAAUUGAAAAUUUGAAACUAUUUUCACGGCCGAAUCUCUCUCUCAAUUGAUUCGCAGAACAAAUGGCCCUUCGAACCCUCGUCAGUGGGAAAACCCUAGGUGCGUUAUCGAGGUUUCAGCAACAGAUUCGUGGACUGCAGACGUUUACGCUUCCCGAUCUGGCCUACGAUUAUGGUGCACUGGAGCCGGCGAUUAGCGGAGAGAUUAUGCAGCUCCAUCAUCAGAAACACCACCAGACUUACAUUACCAACUACAAUAAGGCUCUCGAGCAGCUUGAUGACGCCAUCGCCAAGGGUGAUGCCUCCACCGCUGUCAAAUUGCAGAGCGCCAUUAAGUUCAAUGGCGGAGGUCAUGUGAAUCACUCUAUUUUCUGGAAGAAUCUUGCUCCUACUCAUGAAGGGGGCGGUGAACCACCACAUGGUUCUUUGGGCUGGGCUAUCGACCAGCACUUUGGCUCUAUGGAGAAAUUGAUUGCCAAGAUGAAUACUGAAGGUGCUGCUGUGCAGGGCUCUGGAUGGGUGUGGCUUGCCGUGGACAAGGAAUUGAAAAGGCUUGUGAUUGAAACAACUGCGAACCAGGACCCACUGGUUACAAAAGGUGCAAGCUUGGUUCCCCUGAUCGGCAUAGACGUUUGGGAGCAUGCAUACUACUUACAGUACAAAAAUGUUAGACCAGAUUAUUUGAAGAAUAUUUGGAAAGUGAUCAACUGGAAGUAUGCCAGUGAAGUGUAUAAGAAAGAAUGCCCUUAAAGUAAGAAUCUUGAAGAUGUAAUAAAGAAGCCCCAUUUUGCCCUUUGUGUAUGCAAAACAUAAAUAAACCCUUGUCAUCUGGUUUUUGCUGGCUUGUAAUCGUAACUUCCUCUUUAUGUACCCAACUUUUCAUGCUUGAUGGAUAAUGAGAUGUGCCUUGCUCUUAUGAACC